UUAACACAGUCGCACUCCCUAUCUCUCCCAUCCACAAGGAAACUCGCUCUUGGAUUUAACCAGGCUCUUUUUCUUUUGCACCCUCUCUGAUUAAAAAAAGAUGGUAUUUUCCGUAAAGAUAACAAAUAUAACAUUGUAACCACAUUCUCCCCUUUGCGAUAACUACAUUUGCUACCGGUCCCUCUUCGCAGUUCCAGAUGUUUAACGGGGAGAUGAGGAGCAGCGCAGUGCUCUCCGCAGCGGAGGCACGCAGUGUGAUGCGCAGCUCCAGUAUCAGCGGGGAGAUGUACAACAUGGAGAAGAGCAACGGGAGCCCGCCCGACGCGGCCGGCAUCUCCACCAAUAAGAAGAGGCGCUCCAGCCUGGGUGCCAAGAUGGUGGCCAUCGUGGGGCUGUCCCAGUGGAGCAAGAGCACGCUGCAGCUCAACCAGGCUGAUGGAGGCACAAAGAAGCUCCGCAGCAACAUCCGCAGGAGCACGGAGACGGGCAUCGCCGUGGAGAUGAGGAGCCGAGUCACCCGGCAAGGCAGCAGGGAGUCGACUGACGGCAGCACCAACAGCAAUAGCUCGGAGGGCACGUUCAUAUUCCCUACAACACGCCUGGGAGCGGAGAGCCAGUUCAGUGACUUCCUGGACGGUCUCGGCCCCGCCCAGAUCGUCGGCCGACAGACGUUAGCCACGUAUCCAAUGGGCGAUGUCCAUGUUGGGAUGGUGGACAGGAAUGGACAGCUGGAGGUGGAGGUCAUUCAGGCCCGCGGUCUCACCCCGAAACCAGGCUCCAAAUCAAUUCCAGCUGCCUAUGUCAAGGUGUAUGUGCUGGAGAACGGAGCCUGUCUGGCGAAGAAGAAAACCAAGCUGGCCAAGAAAACCCUGGACCCCGUCUACCAGCAGACUCUUCAGUUUGACGAGAGUCCUCAAGGAAAAGUGUUACAGGUGAUUGUGUGGGGGGAUUACGGCCGGAUGGACCACAAGUGCUUCAUGGGGAUGGCUCAGAUCCUGCUGGAAGAGCUGGACCUGUCCAGCAUGGUGAGUGGCUGGUACAAGCUGUUCCCCACCUCCUCCCUGGCUGACUCCACCAUCGGGCCCCUGACCCGCCGCCUGUCCCAGUCCUCCCUGGAGAGCUCUACCAGCCCCUCCUGCACCUAGAGACCCCCACGGGGGGCCGAAUCGGGGGGGGGGGGGCACUGUGCAGACCACCUCCUCCAGGGGAGGGAGGAUCUCUGCUCAACCAGCGCCAAUCCACAACAGAAACAGUGUGUCUGACUGUAUGUGGCUCUUUUCUCUAUGUUUGUGUCCAUGUAUAUAUAAAGCACAAUGGGUCUCAUCUCAAUCUGAAGCGCAGAACCCAAGGCAACAGAUGCUUUAUAUAUACUGCAUAUAUA
This is a messenger RNA of Acipenser ruthenus (sterlet), 1381 nucleotides long. RefSeq names its product regulating synaptic membrane exocytosis protein 3-like. The coding region runs from base 198 to 1145 and encodes 315 amino acids. The record is from RefSeq and is a predicted model, not a curated record. The transcript has 7 exons. Gene Ontology annotation, molecular function: transmembrane transporter binding; small GTPase binding. NCBI's taxonomy places the organism in Eukaryota, Metazoa, Chordata, Actinopteri, Acipenseriformes, Acipenseridae. Gene Ontology annotation, cellular component: cytoskeleton of presynaptic active zone; presynaptic membrane. Gene Ontology annotation, biological process: regulation of synaptic plasticity; calcium ion-regulated exocytosis of neurotransmitter; regulation of membrane potential.